UGCCGGGGACGGAGCCGGAGCCGGAGCCGGAGCGGGCCAUGUCCCCGGCGGACCCCGAGCUGCUGCUGCGAGAGCUGGGCGGCUGGGACGGGGCGCUCUGCCGCCGGGAGCUGCCCUGCGUCCUGCCCCGCCUGCUCUCUAUGUAUCAAAAUUCUGAUGACUGGACUGAGCAUAUUCGUGUGCUGAAGAUCCUGACUGAAAUGUUUCUGCCUCAUAUCAACCUUUCAGAAUUAGAGCAAACCUUUUUCUCAAAAGUGUUACCCAAGGCAAUACAAUUAUUUGAUGAUUUGUUGUAUGAAUUAUCCUGUCAAGCCAAAGGACUAACCAGCCAGAAUUUAGAAUUAUGCAAAGCAGUGAGGAAUGUUUUACAGACUAUGGUGCAGCUGCUGGAAACUCUGACGGGUUGUGUGCGACAUAUCUGUACCCUGCAGGAGCCUGUGCCUCUAGAGAGCAUCCAUACCCUUCCCUCUUCUGUUCUUUAUGUAAUCAAAAACACAUUUAUGCACUGCAAGGACAGCGAGUCACUGUACAGUGGGUGCCUGCACUUGAUUUCUGACCUCCUCCAAUCUCUGUUUAAAGAAACCUAUUCUCUUCAAAAGCAGCUUAUGGAGCUGCUUGAUAUGAUCACUAUGGAAUCUGCUUCUGCUGAGGACAGUAUUAUAGAUAUGGUGUCAGUGAUCCAUACUGUGCUGGAGAUCUGCUCUGUCAUUUCCAACAUGGACCAUGCUCUUCAUGCCAACACAUGGAAGUUCAUAAUCAAGCAAAGCCUCAAGCACCAUUGCCUGCUCCAGAACCAUUUGAAACACAAGGACAUCCUCAGUGGCCUGUGCAAGGACACCCUCUUCUCGUUCCAUUCCUGUUUGCAGCUGGCUGAGCAGAUGAAGCUGUCUGGGACACAGGAGAGCACUGACUACAAGUUGUUCCAGAAGACAGUUAAACUGUGUAGAUUCUUUGCUAAUUCCCUUGUUCACUACAUCAAGGAAUUUAUUCCUUUCCUCUCUGAUUCCUGCUGUCGGUUACACCAGAUGUAUCUUCAGAUAUAUAGCAAAUUUCCUCCUAGUCUGUAUGCUCCGGUGAUUUCAGAGGCCCAUCAAGAUGAAAUAGCCAGGGUUUUUCUGGUGGCACUGGACCCCUCUCAUUCACCAGCUUCUUCCUUCAGGCCUUUUCUGGAGCAGGUAUUAAGUGAAAAAUUAGAUCUUUCUCCUGUGCAUCUGCCGCAGUGUCAUCUUCUGGUUACCAUAAUGGACAAGCUGCCUUCUCAGCCUGAGGAUGUGCAGGCUCUCUGGACCAAGGGAAGCCAGUUCUCAGAAGAUGUAACCCCACUUCUUUCAUUGUUCUGCAGGCUCUCUUUAUUCUCAGCCCUUUUUCUCGGUUUCCAGCAGUGCUCUGGUGAGCUCUCUCUUCCUGUUUGUUUGCCGGGACUGAUGGGUAAUGGACAAGCUGAGGUUCCUGUCACCCUGUAUCACCACCUUUGCGUCCACUUGUGUGCCUUCAUUGCAUCCACACCCCCAUCACACUUUCCUCAGCUGGAGCAUGCUCUGCUGGAUGCAGUCCUUGGUUCUAGUAUGAUCACCUCUCUACUGGCUAUGGAUUCAUGGUGCUUCCUGGCUCGGUAUGGAACGGCUGAAUUGUGUGCUCAUCACGUCUUUGUGAUAGCCCAUUUGAUAAAGUCUUGCCCUGGCGAGUGUUACCAACUCUCUGUCUUGGGGGUCCUACUGAGGCGUAUGCUGUUCUUGAUGGCUCCAGACCACCAGGUGGAGUUUACGCAAAAGUUUCCUCCCAAAGAACCAGAGAACCUGCCCCUGUGGCAGCAUAUUUCUCUCAAGGCCCUAACUCUUGAUCUUAGGAAACAAGUGGCGCACCAGCUCUGUGCGCUUGGGCUCACACAAUGCAGGCAGUGGCUGAGCGGCAGGUGCACUCUGGGAGAACUCCCACCUGUGAAUGUAGCUCUCUCUGUCUUGCUGACUGUGUGCAAUUCUGGUGGCGAAGCUCUGGAGGCAGGACUACAGGCAGCAGUGUUGGGAGCUGCUAGUCAGCUCUGGGCUCUCCUCCCGGUCAAGCAGGUCUCAAGUCAGCCAUGCCUCCAGCAGACACUUUGCUUGCUCCUUCCACUGCUGGAAUUUUUCAUCCAAACGUUAGACCCUCAGUUGAUAACUCAGGUGUUUGCAAUGCAGGCUUCCCUCCUUGAGUUGGAUCCCCCAGACCACGUUCGCUUGGCAGCACUGGAUCUGCUCUCUUCUAUGGGGAAACUGUUUAUGCCACAAGAAAUCCAGGGGCAAGUUAUACCCAAGCUGUCGUAUCUCUUUGCCUCUCUAUUGGCCGACAAGACUUGGCUGAUUUACCAACAUGCACUGGAGGCAUUCACUCAGUUUGCAGAGGCAACAAGGCAUGAAGAUGUAGUUCCUCAGUGCCUUAAUUCUGAAGAAACUAAAAACAAAGUUGUUUGCUUUCUGGCCAAGACAAGGCAAGGAGAGGAGAUGGCAGAAGCAAGGGCAGAACGAGUGAAACAGGAAAAGGCCAUCUGCAGUGCACACUUGCUUAAAAUGAAAAUGGAUGGCCAAUGGGGCUCAGCAUUAGAGCCUUUAGCAAAGAGAGCUUGUCACUCACCCUGUGAGGAGCAGUACAAGUCUGCUAUAGAUGCUGCAGAGAGCGCACUGGAAGCUGUGAAACUGUUGCUGCAGAAAGGACCAUCUCCUGCUUGGCUUGCAGUGAAAUUAGAGGCUCUACAGACAGCAGUAGCCAUCUUAAGAAACAGUGUACGGUAAGGUGUUAGAUGCUGAGCAGCUCAGCUGGCUGGGGGAGAUCACAGCUGGAAAAUGAACAAACUGAAAAUAAGGGGAGUUACCUGUGAUACCCUUCUACAAAACACAGAUUUUGAUAAAUAUGCCUACUGUUAAGGCAGAAGGCCUGUCUUCUGGAAGGGUUAAGCUGUUCAAUUUAACUGACUCCAUGCUGCUCUAACUUGGACCAGGGAAAGCUUAACAGCAUUGUGUAGUAAGGUUUUUGAAUCUGUUGUAAGAGAAAAUGGACCAUAUUUGUCCCUGUUACGUGGACACUUUUGUAUUAAACCGUUAACAAUGAA
Dermochelys coriacea (leatherback sea turtle) is the source of this 3082-nucleotide messenger RNA. RefSeq names its product chromosome 8 C1orf112 homolog (gene FIRRM). The record is from RefSeq and is a predicted model, not a curated record. NCBI's taxonomy places the organism in Eukaryota, Metazoa, Chordata, Testudines, Dermochelyidae.